UGGGGCUUGCCUGGCACUGCCUGGGCCACACCAACUACCAGACCAAGCAUUGGACCAGCUCAGAGAGGCUUGGCUCACUUGGGAAGCAAGGGCCAGGGGCAGGGGCUCUGCUUCCUGCUCUAGGCCCUGCAGCACCAGUGGAGCCCCCACUGCCUGACAUGGGCUGACUUGAGGGCUUCUCUGCUGAGGUCUUCCUGGAGGGCUGUUCAGCACAUGUGGGGGCUCUGGAUGCUCAGAAGCUUUUUGCAGACAAGCACAAGCUCUGUGAGGGUGAAGAGCCAUGUAUUAGCACUACAGGAGAGGAAUGAAUUGUUAUCCACAUUUACAUCCUUUGAGCUAACCCAGCAAGACGUGAGCUCUGAGAAUUGUGAUCUUUCACUUAAGUGAUCCUGCUUAAGUAUGACAAUUUGAAAAAUAAGUCCAAAUAGGCAGGGCCUAUUCGGGGCAGCACACCCUGCCAGAGAGUGAUGGGGAAGGGGGAGGCGGUGCAGUCAGGGGAUCAGGCUGUCACCCACAUAGCCUACAGAAGGUGGGUGAGGUGAUGAGAUGGGACUUAAAAGGCAGUAAUCUAACAGCACUUUCAGGACAGACUGAGGGAAGAGUCAAAGUACACACGGGUAGAGAACAUAGGUGUCCUAAUUUAGCUUCUCCAAGGAGUACAGAACAAAGGUUUUCUAGGAUUAUCCUAAGACUCAAGAUGCCGGAUACACAACCAGAAGCAAAUAGCCAUGAAUCCAUUCCUCCUUCCUCCAACGAGGGCCAGUGUGACUGUGGCUAUCAACGCGAUGUGACAGAUAUUUAGGGAGGCCAGCAAAUGUGGCUAAUUUGUGGACUGGGAAUUUAAGGGGGAAACAACCUAAGGAAAAGCUGGGAUUCAACUUUAGAAGCCAGCCUUAGGUGACAGAGAGAAGGACGUGUUGAAGCUGACAGAGUGAAUUUUGUGACGGGAACGAUGUGGACUGGAGGCCCUGGCAGGUGGGACCAGGAAUGGAUCUGCUCCAGGUUCCACAUCCUUCAUCCUUCCUGGACCCUUCCUGGGAGAGACACCUGGAUCGGAUGAGUGUGGAUGGAGUUUUGUUCAAAAACUUCCUCACAAAUUACAGCUUUCAGCAAACUAGGCUGAAGUUGGAAGGCAAUUCCUGCGGGCUUGUAAUGGCCAAUGGAAGACCAAGAGUUGGAAGAGCUCCGUGGUUGUCUUCAAAGGAAAAGUCAGCAGGCAGGCAGAGAGAAGGCCCUUGGGCCAGGACCCGGAUGGGAGCUCAGGGACCAGGGCUGGGGGAUGGGCCGCCUAACUUGACCUCUUAAAAAUGACCUUUUUGGGGGGGGGGAGAUAAGAUCUCACUAGAUUAUCUACACUGACUCCACCUCCAGGGUUCACACCAUCCUCCUGUCUCAGCCUCCCUAGUGGACGGGACCAGAGGCAUUGCGCCAUGCACUGCUCUAGAAAAUGGCCCUUUCCGGAGAGCACAUGCUCAGUACACGUCCCGGAGGCCAGAGUUCCGAGCAGGCUGCGGUGUGGACCCGCUGUCCGACGACGCUCUGGUAAAGGAAGCUGAGGCACGCCAUUCCCCGCCUCGCUUUUAAGCCGCUCUAGCAUUUUUUUCCCCUGUGUCAUCCAUUCGGGAUCGCCACUGCUGUGGCCUCCGCUGGGUCUUUUCUUUUCGUGGAAGGCAUAACCUGAUCAGUGGCUGGGAACGGGUUGGUGGCAGCACCGCUGCGGAGCUCCGUGGCUUGGCUGGCUCGCGCGCGCACCGGGCUCGGGGCUGCGAGGAUCGUGGCGGCUUUGAGGCCGGAGGCCGGAGCACAGCCGGCGGAAGGCUUCUGGCUGCAGGGCCGCGGCAGCCUUGCUGGGGCGCGGGACUGAGGCAAAGGUGGCGAUGACUUCAUCCGCAGAGGCGCCUCCCCGCGCGGCCGGUCUGCCUGGGCUAACUUUGACGAUUCGCUUCUCCCCGGCCGGCGUCACGGGUCCCUUUGAAAAAAAUAAAAAAUAAAGAGAUGCGAUGCGAGAGAUCUGCCUCCUUCGAUGAGCAGUGGGAGGAGCCCUCCCCAGCCGGCGUCCGUCCUUCAGCCGGGAACCGGAGCCAGCGUGUGUUUCACUUAUUUUUUUUUUUUUUUUUUUUCCUUUACUAUACAAUCGAAAGGCUCCUGUCACUGUCAUCGAAGUUGAAAAAAAUAGAGAACGGCACAGGUUUGAAAGAAGACACAGCACAGGAGCCUUUUUUUUUCCUGGGAGCCGACUCGCUGGCGAAGAAGGACGACCCGAGUUUGAUGUCUGUGUCUGUCUCCCCAAGGCUGAGGAAUCCUCUCCUUAGAAGGCAGCAGUACUAUGCGUGUUAUGAAUUGUGUCUCCCUGGCCAGCGAUAAAGGAAAUGGGAACAUCGCCGCCGCAGCCGGCUUCAUGAUCGGGCAGACAUCACCCUCCUCUCCUCCAACUCCUCCUCCUCCUCCACCCGCUCCCCCUCUGCCAUGUCCCCACUCUGGGGGAGCCCUCUCCUCCUGCUCCCCUCCCCCACCCCCUCCACCGCCUCCCGGAGGACCCCCUCUGACUCCGCACUUAGACACCUUCGGCUCCCUGGGGAAGAAGAAGCGGAUGAGGAGUUUCUUUUGGAGCACCAUUCCAGAGGAGCAAGUUCGUGGCAAGGCCAACAUUUGGACCCUGGGUGCCGGGGGGCAGCAUCACUUCCAGAUAGACACGAAGACCAUAGAGGAGCUCUUUGGGCAGCAGGAAGACACGCCCAGGCCGUCCCUGCCCAAGAGAGGGGGGCCUCUGAGCUCAUCCUUCAAGGACAUGCGAGAGGAGAUUACCAUCUUGGAUGCAAAGCGGAACAUGAACAUUGGGAUAUUUCUUAAACAAUUUAAAAAGUCUCCUCAGUGCAUCGUGGAAGAUAUCCACCAGGGAAAGAGUGAGGAGUAUGGGUCGGAGACACUGCGGGAAUUUCUGAAGCUUUUGCCCAAAUCAGAAGAGGUAAAGAAGUUAAAGGCCUUCAGUGGCGAUGUGGCCAAGCUCUCGCUGGCAGAUUCCUUCAUGCACCGCCUGAUUCAGGUGCCAAACUAUUCACUUCGGAUCGAAGCCAUGGUGCUAAAGAAGGAAUUUUUACAUGCUUGUUCUUCUCUAUACACCGAUAUAACAAUUUUAAGGAGUGCUACAAAAGAGCUGAUGUCCUGUGAGGCGCUGCAUUCAAUCCUGCACUUGGUGCUCCAGGCUGGGAAUAUCAUGAAUGCGGGAGGAUAUGCUGGCAACGCAGUAGGAUUUAAACUGUCUUCACUGCUCAAAUUGGCAGACACAAAAGCAAACAAACCUGGGAUGAACCUGCUGCAUUUCGUUGCUCAGGAAGCCCAGAAGAAAGAUUCCAUCCUUCUACACUUUUCUGGAAAGUUGUGUCAUGUUCAGGAGGCUUCGAGAUUAUCUCUGGAUAACACAGAGGCAGAGCUGAAGUCGCUGACGCUCAGGACGAAAUCGCUGGAGGAAAACAUAAAGCGGGAUGGGGAGCUGUAUCAGCAGAUGGCAGAUUUCCUUCAGUGUGCCACGGCAAAGCUGGUAGACCUGGAACAGUGGAAAGAGAAGCUCCAGAGUGAGGCCCACACCCUUAUCGAUUUUUUCUGUGAAGACAAGGAAACCAUGACCCUGGAUGAAUGCUUGCAGAUAUUUAGAGACUUCUGCACCAAGUUCAACAAAGCAGUGAAGGACAACCAGGAGCGGGAGGUGCAGGAGUCCAGGCAGCAGCAGCGGCUGAGAGCCCUGGAAGAGAAGCAGCAUUCCUGGGCCGCAGGGGAGCUGGGGGGCUUCAUCCGCAGCAGCAGCGAGACUGACAUGCAACUGCUGACCCACAAGGGCACUGAGGACCUGGCCCUUUUCUUGCACCCCAGGCCUGACAGCCCCUCUGCCCGGCCCCCCAACACUCGGCGCUCCCGCCACUCGCUGGGCUUCUCCGCAGACCGUGAGCUGCUGUCCUUCCUGGAGAGCGCCACCGGCGGACUGGAAGAGCCCAAGUUCAAUACUCUGCCUGGGCGUGGCCGGCGGCUGGCAAGGCCCACGCUUGCCAGUAUGCAACCUGGGGGCGCUGGGGACUGCCACCCUACCUCCCCACACAGACCUCCGAAGGCCCCCGACGUGCCCCAGCCCGCAGAGCAGACAGGUGCCGUCCCCCGAGCAUGGCACCAGGCCGGCGGCCUCCAAAAGCGGAGCAGUGAGCCAGGUGGCCUGGGGGCUGCUGGGAGCCCCCCGCUCCCGUCACUGGCUCUGGGCGUCAAGGAACACGAACUGGUGACUGGGCUCGCCCGGUUCAGCCUGGGGGAUCCCAAGGGCUCACAGGAGACAGCACUGAAUACCCCGAACGAAGUCAUCCCUGGGCCUGGGAGCCCACGGUCCCCAAGCUACAGCACAACAGCUGCGGACAAGGGUCCCCGGGAGGCUCCUAGCCAGGCCCCAGAGGCGGAGGCCGCAACCCCCCACGAACCAGGAAGCCAGGCCUUGGGACCUGCGGGGAGUGGCGACCUGGAGCAUGGGGACCAUCUUAGUGUCUCCGACGCCACUGACUGCUCACUGACGCUGGACUGCUCGGAGGAGAGCUCUGAGCCCGGGCGGCUGGAGGAUGGGGCCUGGCCGGAGGCGGAGGGGCGCAGCCCGGCCUCCCCCAUGCCGGCUUCCAGCGAGGCCUCCGCGACAGACUCGGCGCCCAGUGAGCCCGGCCGCAAGGGCGGCCGCGCCCGGGACAGGCCAGCCCCGGCCAAGGAGGCCCCGGUGCCCAGGCGCGGCUCUGGCCGAGAGGCGCCCCGAGAGCGGCCGGGAGGUGGGCGGCGGGGCCAGGGCACAGAGCCUAGGCCGGUGCGGACGCUGACGGCGUCAGAGAGCCAGGGCCUACGCAAGGUGGUGCCGCUCGCCAAGGGCGGCCGUGGAGCAAGAGCCGGGAAGACUCCGGAGCCGCCUCCGGCGCGGAACCCGCCUCGGGAGGCGGCCCCGGCCCGCAGCGGCUCCCUGAAGGGGACCCAGGACGCGGGCCCCGAGGAGCAGCGGGUGCCCCGGGGCGGCGGCAACGCACGGCCGGGUAAGGAGAGCCCCCUGCAGCCCAAGGGCUCGGUGAGGAAGCCCAGCGCCAAGCCCCUGCGGGCCGUGCCCCGCCCGAAGCCGGAGGAGCCCCUGAGCCCCGAGGACAAGCCCCGCCCGGCCGCCCCCAGCGUCCCCAGCUUCGCCCGGAACACGCUGGCCUCGGCAUCGCGCUGCGUGCGCCCCGAGCCCGCACCCCGGGGCCCCGGCCUCAUGCGCACGGCCUCCCAGCGGCAGCUGCGCGCCAAGGGCGGCCCCGAGGACACGGACAGCACCCUGCGGCGCACCAGCAGCGCCAGGGUCCCCAGGAGGAGCUCUGAGGCAGGCGAGGGGCCUGGCGCCGGCGCAGAGGCCCCCUCAAAGAGCAGGGCUGGGGAGCGGGGCGCCCCCAGACAGCAAGGCCCAGCACGCACCGCCCUGGGGCGAAUCCUCGAGCCCCUGUGGAAGUGAGGGGCCACAGCACAGGCCAUCCGUGACAGAAGUGUCGCUGAAGGUCCCGCCACAGAGGCAGUGUGGAUGUGCGGGCAUCCGAACCCCAGCUCAGCUGCUUCCCGCAGAGCCAAGGUCCACAAGCAACGGCGAUGAAGAUGACAUGAAAAAAAAAAUUUUUUUUUUCCUGGCCAGUCUGUAUAAAUCGAAGACUUUUUGUUUUGUUUUGUCUUGUUUUCUUUUUUUUUUUUUUUUUUUUGAGACAGGGUCUCCUAUGUAACCCAGUUCAGGCUGGUCUUGAACUCACUAUGUAGCCCAAACUGGCCUUGACCACGUGGUGAUCCUCCUGCCACAGCAUCCUGAAUGCUGGGAUUACAGGCAUGUACCACCAUGCCUGGCCAAAGACUUAUUUUUUAAUACUGUAUUAUGAAAAUAAAACGUUUUAGUCCGUUCCUGUAGGGAGUUGAAAUGGCUCCCGAGCAAAGGGUGUCCUUGUUACAAAGAUACUUGUAUCUUCCAGAGUUCCCUGGUCUCAGGGGCCCACCUUCGGGCACAUCAUACCACUGGCCUCGGGCAGGGCCUUUAGGUUGCUGGAUUGGCCCCAGGUCCUGGAAGACUGGCUCACUGCGCCUUGAGUGACUGGGUGAGGGUUUGUAUGGGAAUGGAGGGGCCAUCAGACUCAAGUGGACAGAAGGCUGACCCUCCUGUGUAUUUAGGGUGCUGAGGGUCUUAGCCCGGAGGUGAGGGGAGCAUGUGGCUGUGGGGAGCUCCCCUGCAAAUGUUUGCAGGAUUCCCCUCCAUGUCCAGGUGCUAUGGGAGGACAUCAAGCGCUCUCAGCAGAGCAGCCUUUCCUGUUCUGCCUCCGCCUUUGCAUGUCUGUCCUAAAACCUGAUGAAGGCUGCUGUGAUGACAGGAGAGCAAACCCUCUGUCUGUGGCCUCCUUUCCCCCGCCUCCCCUCGGCUUCCCAUGCUGUCCCUUUCUUGAGGUCACCCAGAGCCCGAAGGAGCUUUCUCUCCCAUACAGCAUCCACCCCUCCUCUCUAUGACACUUCUCAGUGUUCUCAUCGCUUCCUUGUUUUCAAAUCCCGAGGAAAUCCAAACCAGCUUGUUUUGUUUUGUUUUAAGCAGGCCAAACAUUGAAAUUGAUUCCAAAAGAGUUUAUCAUCAGGAAAGUUUUUUUGAGAAAAAAAAAAAAAAUCAGGCUUCAUUCAAAAGAGAGCCCAAUUUCUACUCAGCUCCUGUUCCACUACCUCUCCCUGAGAUGUGGGAAAUAAGAGAGAUCUUAAACGUUUCUUCUUUUCACAAAUUGCCUCCCCCUCCACUUGGGGUGGACAGAGGCGAAGGCAGGCGCUCACAGCAGGUCCCUGUGUCACAGCCUCCCUCCAGAGAACAGUGCCUUUCAUCAGAAACACUAGAGCAAGCCUUGGGGUUGAAGAGCAAGGCCCUGCCCACAGCCUCUUGUGAAAAGCAGUUUUGAACGGGCACAAAUGUGGGACUCCUGAGCAGAUUCUUGUGGUCUCCAAGACACGAAUAUUUCAUACAUUUCCGUCCAGGUUGAUGGAAAGGUCCUGAACACGGGGCACGAGCUUGGGUAGGGAAUGGCUGGGAGGGGUCAUGAGCUUGUAGAUUGGGGACGGCAAAGGGCUCAGGGCUUCUAGGAGGGACCUGCUGUGACUUGAUGCAAUGUGGCAGAUCCUCCUGUCCCUCGGCAUCUGUCUCCCAGUCCACACCUGUGGGCACAGCCUCCUUGCUGGUCUCCAGGGGUCCUUCUAGCCCGAGGCCCUGACUCUGCUAGGGGUGAGCUUCUCCGUGGGGCCAGUAUCCACCACCCUAAAGCAGAGGCUGCCCCAGGGCUGCUCAGGAGGAAGCCUCAUAGGGUGGCUUGAUGCUGUGAGGCCAUUGAGGCCGAGUCCCCGAGGCAGUGGUGUCCUGGCCCAGCAAUGGCCACAUGCAUCUGUGCGAGCAGGUGAUCAUUCAUUCUAUUACCUUUUAUCGGUAGUAAGUGUGGAAAAUAAUUUAAGUAUACAGUGGAGAAUUGUAAAUAUGUUUCUAUAUAAAUUUGUUGAAGAUGAACUGAAUUAUUUAAAGGUCCAUUUAUAUGUGCUUUUAUGUAACAGGUAGUUUAAUAAAAUCCCUGUUUAUGGGAGCAGUGUUUUA
Cavia porcellus (domestic guinea pig) is the source of this 7630-nucleotide messenger RNA. RefSeq names its product FH2 domain containing 1 (gene Fhdc1). The record is from RefSeq and is a predicted model, not a curated record. Gene Ontology annotation, biological process: actin filament polymerization. The transcript has 12 exons. Gene Ontology annotation, cellular component: actin filament. The coding region runs from base 2327 to 5494 and encodes 1055 amino acids. NCBI's taxonomy places the organism in Eukaryota, Metazoa, Chordata, Mammalia, Rodentia, Caviidae.